Messenger RNA from Ramularia collo-cygni, 531 nucleotides. RefSeq lists its product as uncharacterized. The record is from RefSeq and is a predicted model, not a curated record. The transcript has a single exon. Lineage: Eukaryota; Fungi; Ascomycota; Dothideomycetes; Mycosphaerellales; Mycosphaerellaceae. Gene Ontology annotation, molecular function: ubiquitin binding. Bases 1 to 531 code for a protein of 176 amino acids.
AUGUCGAAUCAAGGCGGAUACUACCACAGUCCGAGUAGCGGCGAACCACUACCCAGUAGUAAUCCUUGGGCAGACGAGAGUGGCCUCCAACAAAAUCAGCCGUAUCUGCAACAGCCAUUACAGCCACAGCAAGGACAGCAGGAAAAUACAACACAGCAGUGGAAUACCGAGCCUAGCCACCAAGCACCACAGUCGAGCUAUCAAGCACCACAAUCCAGCUACCAAGCACCACAAUCCAGCUAUCAAGCACCACAAUCCGGCUAUCAAGCCCCUCCUGGACUUCCUCCCCGCAGGACGGACACUUUCCAAGAUGAAGCGAUCGUUCCGGCGGAGGAGAGAGGGGAGCAGAGAGAAGCCUUGGAGCAUUUUGAGAUGAGUAAUACGAAGCCUGAGAGUGAAGCCGACAGAGCCGUUGCUGCGCUCCAGAACGAGUUUCCCUCGAUCGAUGGAAGUCUGAUAGCAGCCAUUUUCUCUGACAGCCAGAACGUUGGAGCUACACGAGAAAUGCUUCGAGAAUUGGCGUCUUCGUAG